GCCUUCGAUACUACCACCACCUAUCGAAACCUCAUCACCACCAUCACCGGCGUCGUCGGAGAGCAAGAGGCGGCAGCAUAUACGCACUCUCCACUCGUCAUCUGAUGGCAUCCAGCCACACAAUACGUCGCAAGAGCUUCGCACAACCACGAUGUCCGAGUCCUCCAUCACCGUAACUGUCCGCAUUCGCCCCUUCUCCGAGAAGGAGGCAGCUCAGCUUGCCCCUCAAGCGGGACCGCUCCCAUUCUUGGGCGAUGGUGGCCUCGGAGGCUCGCCAGCUAAGCCGCUGGGCGGCGCACCUGGCUUGCGUACGAGGUUCCUGAGGCCCAUCAUCUCGCCCGUUGAUGAUAAGGUCCUCAUCUUUGACCCGCCGGACAACAACCCGCUCUCCCGGCUCUACAAUCAUGCUCAUGCCAACUAUAUGAGCCACGGCCAGAAGAGGGCCAAGGACAUGCGCUACGCCUUCGACCGAGUCUUUGACGACAAGUGCGGACAGGUCGACGUCUUCGAGGGGACGACCCGCCCACUCCUCGACGGCAUCCUCAAUGGCUUCAAUGCCAGCGUCUUCGCAUACGGAGCUACAGGCUGCGGCAAGACACACACUAUCUCUGGUACUCCAGAAGAUCCUGGCGUCAUCUUCCUCACCAUGAAGGAACUCUAUCAGCGCAUUGCAGACUCAAAGGCAGACUCAGAGGUCAAUGUCCGCCUAUCAUAUCUCGAGAUCUAUAAUGAGACGAUCAGAGACCUUCUGUCCGACGAACCCACCCCACCCGGGCAGGGUCUGCAGCUCAGAGAAGAUCAGGCCAACAAGAUCAGCGUCAUUGGCAUCACUGAGCAUACCCCAGAGAGUCCGCAGCACGUUCUUCAGAUGAUCCAGGAGGGUAAUCAGCGCCGCACCAUGAGCCCGACCGAAGCCAAUGCCGUCUCCUCUCGCUCUCACGCGGUCCUGCAGAUCAAUGUCACCCAGCGCCCGAAGACGGGCGACGUCACAGACGAGACAACGUCAGCCUCGCUCAAUAUUAUUGACCUCGCAGGCAGUGAGCGAGCUGCAGCAACGAGCAACAAUGGCGCCCGCAUGAAAGAAGGAGCAAACAUCAACAAGUCCCUCCUCGCGCUAGGCAACUGCAUCAAUGCCCUAUGCCAAGCUGGUGGGGUGGGCGUGAAAGGUCGUCACAUCCCCUAUCGCAACUCGAAGCUCACCCGCUUGCUCAAAUUCAGCUUGGGCGGAAACUGCAAGACGGUCAUGAUUGUCUGCGUCAGCCCAAGCUCGGGACAUUACGACGAGACGUCAAAUACGCUCAAGUAUGCCAAUCAGGCAAAGAACAUCCGCACGAAGGUCAGCCAGAACCUCAUCAAUGUCGACCGUCAUGUGGCGCAGUACGUGCAGACGAUUCACGAGCUGCGCCAAGAGGUGGCAAACCUCAAAGCUCAGCUCACGGAGAAGGGAGGCAUGGAGACGGAGCAGGAGCGCAAGAGGAAGCGCGAGUGCAAGGCAGAGGUGGGCGAUGUUGUUUCGGCCAUUGGGCGCAAGGCUGCCACGGCAAAAGAGAUAGUCCACAACGAGGCGCACUUCGAAGGCGCUGUGAGAGCAGCAGAGACAAUGGCCGCCGUCUACCGUGAGCGGCUGGCUGCGAUCGACGGCCUGCUUACUGAGCAUCACGGGCGUGCCAGUCCGGGCGAGGAUGAGCCCUCCGACCUCACAUCAGAGCGGGACAUGCUGCAUCAGCUUUCCGCCGCCAAUGACGCCUCAUUGCAAACAGCAAAGGAGGGCCAAACCCGCUUUGAGAAUCGCGUCAACCUCCUGAUGGGCCACCUCGGCAGCGCCUCUCGCAACAGCAAGUUCGAUGAAGAGGCAGCAGACAAGGUCAAGAGCAUCGCUGAUGCCCGCAAGGCUGAGAUCGAUGCAGAGCGAUACGCCGCUGUGGCCAGAGCGUCGAGGGAGAGCUUUAGGAUGGCGCUCGUGGGCACAAUGGCUUUCAUGACCGCUGCAUGCCGCAGUACAGUGGGCAUGAAAGAUACGGCGGGCGAGCUUGAAUGGCGAGCAAGCAAGGAGGAGCAGUGGGAGGAUGUGGCUAAGCAUCUGCGCGUUAUGGCUGGCCAGCUCACCAGCGAGGCAGCGAGGAACGAUGCACUCUUCCACCAACACGCCGGCGCUGGUACGUCGGCGGCUAAGCCGCAAUUCGAUGGGAAGCGGUCCGCUAACGGUGGCUUCAAAAGACGGACAAGCAUGGCGAGCGGGUCUAGCAGUGCUUCGAUCUCACGAGUGGCUGGCGCCGGCAGCGGUGCAGCGAGCAGGACUCGCCCGGCUGGUCGUCGUGUGUCGCAAGUUGGUGUGGCUCGACCGACGAUGCCCUCGUCACCAGCCGCUCGUAAGGCGCGCACUAGUCUGAUUGGCGCUGCUCCCAAGCCUAUGAGGAGGACCAGCCUCAUGCCACAAGGUUUCCGUGCAGGUCCAGGUGGAGCGAAUACCGGGCUCAAGUCAGCAAUGAAGGGCUCCUCGAACGUUGACGUGAGCAAGCAGCAGCGAGCUCCUGGCGGCAAGGCAGCUGUGACGAAAUCGACAGCUCCUGCUCGAUCAGCAGGCGUCCAUUUCGCAGACGACAGCGUAGUAGUCAACAACAAGCCAGCACCACGUCGCUCCACUACUCCCGACUACCCGCCGCCACCAUCCAUCGCAUCCGACUCUGGCUCCUCGUCGUCAGAUUGGAUCGACGCAACGACAUCUGCACCCGUCCUGACUGCCCUCAAGUCCAAGCCAAGAGUCAGCAGAAUGCCAGCGCUCCCUCCUGCUCCAAGCUCGGCGGCACCAAUGCCGAACAACCCCGCAAGAAAGGUCAGCGCGACGGCUUCAGCAUCUAGGCGCAUCGAUGACAUUCUGGAGGGAGGCGAGGACGAAGACGAAGACGAUGAUGACGAUGACGAAGGUGCAUGGGACGACGGGACCGACAUCCUUGCGCCCGCCAAGCCAGCCGCGCAAGAGCGCAAGCCUCUCGGCCUUCGAGCCGCUCCGGCUUCUUCACCACUCCCUCUGACCACAUCCUCCUUCGCCGCUCCCACCAAAGCGAGCAUGGCCAAGGCAUCGCGCAAUCCUGCCUCUGAAGGCGACGAGCAACUUCCUGCGGCUCAACCUGCCUCCCUGUUCAGCGGAGUGGACGAGAACACCUUCCGUGACCAAGCUCCCUUCGCCGUCGGGGCGGCAUACAGGCACGCGCCGUACAAGCGCCGCGAGUCGCAUCUGGGGCCUGAGCGCCGAAUGCCUACAGGGUCCAUCAACACUUCGCGACGUCUCAGUAGUGCAGAGGCGGGAGGGCUUGGGUCGCGCGCGUCGUCCUUCACCGGUGCACCAGGCAGUAGGCAUAGCAGCGGAGGAGCUGCACGAGCGUCCUCGAGUGGGGUUGGAGGCGGUGGGGGUAGCACGAGCAUGUUCUCGCGCGGGCUUUUUCCCUCUCCCAACAAUGCCGCGCCCACCUCGACAACCUCAACAGCUGGCGGACCACCUUCUGCGCUCAAUCUGCGUGCCUGGGGCCCACCAAGCAACGCAGCCGCUCGUGCUGGGCGAGCGUCACGCGAGUCGAUGGCCCCUUCGUCGGCGGCUAAUACCUCGAUCGUGAGCACCGCCUCGUCUGCAGCGGGAGCUGGGGGAGAGGCGAAGGUGAGAAGAUCGGCUCCCGCCCAAGCCUUGGCGACGAGAUAGGCGGAAGUGCAGCGUGGUACGGACACUUUUUUUUUUUUGACUCUUGACGAUGCGCCUCGCACGACCGUCGACCACCUCCUGCCCCUUUUUCGUCUUCAUUGCGGCAGCCUGAAUGGCUCGUCUGCACGCCUGACUACCUAAGUUAUCGUUUUCUCUUAGAGCUUUCCGCCUCAUAGGCCCUCUCUGUCUCCUUUUCUUCUCGCCGUCGUCUUCACUGUACAUCAGCAUCAGCAUCUUCAGCUUUCAAUCAUCCAUCAUGAUCGUCUUGCGCGCGUCUCGUCUGCUUGCACUCCGUAAAGCUCCUGAGUCUGGCUUAUCAUGACUUGAUUGCUGGUCUGU
Molecule: messenger RNA, 4033 nt
Organism: Jaminaea rosea
Lineage: Eukaryota; Fungi; Basidiomycota; Exobasidiomycetes; Microstromatales
Product: kinesin-domain-containing protein
Exons: 2
Coding region: 152-3694 (1180 amino acids)
Biological process (GO): microtubule-based movement
Molecular function (GO): microtubule motor activity; ATP binding; microtubule binding
Source: RefSeq, a predicted model, not a curated record